Messenger RNA from Mesocricetus auratus (golden hamster), 735 nucleotides. RefSeq names its product vomeronasal secretory protein 1-like. The transcript has 7 exons. The record is from RefSeq and is a predicted model, not a curated record. Lineage: Eukaryota; Metazoa; Chordata; Mammalia; Rodentia; Cricetidae. Gene Ontology annotation, molecular function: small molecule binding. The coding region runs from base 69 to 590 and encodes 173 amino acids.
UCAAGUGAGGGGCCGGGAGAGCCUUUCCAGCUCCAGUGACCUGUUGACUGUGAACGCAGACCCUGGAGAUGAAGACUCUGUUCCUGACCAUCAGCUUCUGCCUGGUUGCCACCCUGCAGGCCCAGGACUCCUCGCCCCUUGCUUUGAAUAGCAGGCAUUUUUCUGGAAAGUGGUUCAUGAGGGCCUUGGUGAUGAAAGAAGGGAUCCCGAUAGAGAAGGUCUCCCCCCUACUCGUGUUGGUGCUGGACAAUGGCGAUAUGGAGUUUUCUAUGGCACAUGCGAUAUACGGCCAGUGUUUUGAAGUGACCACCAUCUUGGAGAAAACAGAUGUGCCUGGCCAUUACAGUGCCUUUGAGGGCAAGAGCCACAUGCACCUGCAGCUCUCUUCUGUGAAGGACUACUGGAUGAUCUACUGUUAUGGGGAGGUGGAGGGCAUGAGCUUCACAACGACCCAGCUCAUGGGGAGGGACCUGAAGGAAAACCUGGAGGCCUUGGAAGAAUUUAAGGAGUUCACACAGAAACAGGGACUUUCACCAGAGAGCCUGGUCAUACCUGAGCAGAUGGAAAAAUGUGAAGCAAAGAGUCACUAAGAGCAUGGGGAAUGAAAGCUCCGAAGCAGCCCUGGGCAGUCCCGCCAGAACCUCUGCAGGACAUGGGAAGAGUGUCCUGCUAGGCCAUCUGACUUCUCUCAUCCCUAUUCUUCCCCCUCCCCCUCAAUAAAGAGCUUCAGCAGUC